UGUUGCUUUAAUAAAGUGAACUUUUGUUCACGGAGACUUGCAGAUUUCUAUGUAUUUGCCAAACAAAAAUGAUUUAAACGCUCCAAAUCGAUGAGAAAUACAAAUAUUGCAAUAAUUAGUGCCUAUUUUCAAACAAAAACAGUCCUUUUAGUUGUGGGUUUUGUGUAACUUUCUGUGUUUUCAAGUGUUGCAUUUCCACUCAUAAAGCAAGUUCUGAGCAUAAUUGGCCCGGACACGCUCAGACCAGCCUCUAUUGUUCUUGCAAGGCAGGAGAAGUUGUUUUGGCAAGACCGAAGAGGAAUGAAUUAAAAAAAAAAACGACGCUGCAGACUUUGAUUGUGUUCUGCUCAUGCUUAAAUCUAAUCACUUGACUUCUGGACCACAAUUAGUAAACAUAAACUUGUGCAUUUUUUUUGAAAUAUAUGUAUUUAUUUAAUUUCUACAUGUGGGAGGAUUGAUGGUGAAGGGAUCCUAAUGAGGAGGCAGCCUGAAGUUAAAGAGGCAGCAGUAUUGAGGAGUAGCACCGCGGCACAUUUCAAAGCAUUUUCUCUGCGAUAUUUGAAAACGGAGUCGUGCCGUGAACUCCUGCGUGUCCCUUUUAAAACAAACCCAGCGCCUGUCAAUCACCCCGCAUUCCAACCAAUCCCAAAGCUCCCUUUUUUAAAAAGCACGUUUGCCUGCUGUGCUUUUAUAUUGCACCAUGGCCUGCUUCGGAGCAUUUUUUUUUUACUACCACGGUUAUUGCCACAAAUCAAGAGGGCAAAGUGAACGGCAUGGGACUCACACCAACUUUAACGAAACUGAGUCUGGUUCCUCCUCCUGCGAUGUUCCCGGCCGACAAUUUCACAUGCAGAUGAUACACAACCAGGGAAAUGGGAACAGAAUUUUCUGGGUGCAUCCUGAGUGCUGAACUGGUUGAUUUUGCCAACUCAUAGCCAAAAAAAGAAAAAAAGCAAGACAGAAAAGAAAAAGAAAAAAAAAAAAAACCUCACAACAAAACAUGACAAGCCUGUCGAGGUUUAGUGGCUGCCCUCUCUCUUGCGUCAACCCCGGGGAGAGCAAUACUGAACCCAGCGUGGUGCUGCCACCUUUGGCAGGAGAGCACAUGGGACACCCCACUGGCAGUUCCUUAAAACUCUGCCCCUCGCACAAUUUGCGAGACUACCCCGAGACGAGGUCCAGUGCAUAUGCUGACCACUCGGUUGCCACUUUUCCAGACUCUGGAUACCCCAGUCACCGGUUAGAGCACAGCCCCAGGGGCAUUAUCAUUGGAGCCAAUCUCUCUGGAGCCGGCAUGCCACCCGUCACUGAUCAACUGGCAUCACGAGCUAACCAACAUGGCGGGAUUGGAAGGUACCGUGACUUUGCUGGCUGCAGGGACAACAGGAGCCAUGCGUUUUUUACCAGCUACCAGGAGCAGGCCCACGCCUCGACCGACGCGCCCCGCGACCUCGGGAGCCAAAUGAUGCUGAGUCUGCCUGGCGACCUCCUCACCCGGACCCACUCCUAUGGCCAAAGCAUCAGCCCCAAGGGGAGCAGCCAGCAACUGGUCACGCAGUUCCUGGGUCUCUACAAGCCCCUGAACAUGGCGAUUCAGCGCGGGGGAGCCGACGCGUUCCUCAGGUGCGCCAAGCAGGCUGUGAAGCACGAGCUGGUGUGCAAGUGGAGUGACGGCAGGGAGGGGGCCGGCAAGGUGCCGUGCUCCAGAGCCUUCGGGACCAUGUAUGAGCUGGUCACCCAUGUGACCGUGGAGCACGUCGGCGGACCGGAGCACUCCGAGUACGUGUGCCACUGGGAGAACUGCGCCAGGGACCGGAAGCCUUUCAAAGCCAAAUACAAGCUGGUGAACCACGUCAGGGUCCACACCGGGGAGAAGCCCUUCCCCUGCCCCUUUCACGGCUGCGAGAAAGUUUUUGCACGAUCUGAGAACCUAAAGAUUCACAAGAGGACUCACACAG
Messenger RNA from Austrofundulus limnaeus, 1958 nucleotides. It is a transcript of the gene zic6, whose product is annotated as zic family member 6. The record is from RefSeq and is a predicted model, not a curated record. Gene Ontology annotation, cellular component: nucleus. Lineage: Eukaryota; Metazoa; Chordata; Actinopteri; Cyprinodontiformes; Rivulidae. Gene Ontology annotation, molecular function: DNA-binding transcription factor activity, RNA polymerase II-specific; RNA polymerase II cis-regulatory region sequence-specific DNA binding. Gene Ontology annotation, biological process: regulation of transcription by RNA polymerase II.